Molecule: messenger RNA, 1007 nt
Organism: Syngnathoides biaculeatus (alligator pipefish)
Lineage: Eukaryota; Metazoa; Chordata; Actinopteri; Syngnathiformes; Syngnathidae
Product: CASP8 and FADD-like apoptosis regulator
Exons: 5
Coding region: 204-992 (262 amino acids)
Biological process (GO): negative regulation of extrinsic apoptotic signaling pathway via death domain receptors
Molecular function (GO): protein binding
Source: RefSeq, a predicted model, not a curated record
UUUGCACUCUUUCACGGCAGAACCUUGUCCAGUUGUUACUGUAUUUUUUUUGUAACAGCAUUCUCAGUGUUUCACGCUGGAAAUCCAAGCGAAGUAUUUCGACGAGUAGUGAGUAGAGGGCUCACUUUUUUUAAGUUACGUAAAUGGAAGUUCCUCGUUAAUGACUCGCAGGCGCUAGGACUUUACAAUUCCCAGGUGCGAGAAUGGAUGUUUAUCGUCAAAACCAACGCUACGAGCCACUUCGUGCAUCGAUGGCAGUUCCUGAUCCAGAAAUGCUUCGUGCUAUACACCAAAUCUCAGAAGCCCUCGGCAGCUACGAACGCUCCAAGAUUCUCUACUUGUGCGAGAUUUCGGACACAGGCAAUACAGCCGCGCAUAUAAAGGAGACUCUUAAGUCCAAAGUCAAGAGUGACGACAAAGGGCGUCUGUUUUUGGCUGAGCUCAUGCUACAUUUGGGGAGAUAUGACAUCCUCAGGCAGGUGUUUGGGUUCAGCCGGGACGAUGUGGAGAGAGCUUUGAGAUCCGAGCAGGUUCUACCCAGAUUCAGAGUUCUGAUGGCUCACAUCAGCGAGGACAUGGCCAAGGAUGAUGUGAGCAGUGUGAAGUUUCUGCUGGCUCACAUGCUACCGCGUAAGAAAAUCGAAACUGCGAAGGAUUUCCUGGACUUGGUUAUCGAACUCGAGCACGUGGGCAAGGUUUCCCCUACAAGGGUGGACCUUUUGGAGGAAUGUUUAAUGGACAUCGGCAGGGUAGACCUGGCCAAAAAGCUCAAGGUGUACAAGAUGUCAGAGUUUGUCGUCGGUGUGCUCUUCAAAGCCUCGCGAUCCUGGACACAAGUCUUCGUAAGUGUGGACAUCGUCGACGAAAGACAUUCAACAUUCUGCGGCUCUGUGCUUCACGGAGACUUGGCUUUGUGGACGAUUCCCCGACGCCGCUAUCAUGCCGCCUGGCUUCAACCUCCAUCGUGCCGAUGUGUUGCCGAGCUAAGCUAACAAGCUUAAUCGAUA